This is a messenger RNA of Acomys russatus (golden spiny mouse), 2296 nucleotides long. RefSeq names its product paired related homeobox 1 (gene Prrx1). Gene Ontology annotation, molecular function: DNA binding; DNA-binding transcription factor activity, RNA polymerase II-specific. The transcript has 4 exons. Gene Ontology annotation, biological process: regulation of DNA-templated transcription. NCBI's taxonomy places the organism in Eukaryota, Metazoa, Chordata, Mammalia, Rodentia, Muridae. The record is from RefSeq and is a predicted model, not a curated record. The coding region runs from base 329 to 1066 and encodes 245 amino acids.
UUUUAAAUUUUAACUUUUCGGUGUGGAUUAUCUCUCUGGACCGCGCCGGACUUGGUUUCAGCGAAGCAACCAAGGCUGCGGGGGAAAGUUACUGGUGCCGGAAAGUUCUGCUCUUCAGAAGGGGGUCCCUGCCCUCUGUUCUCCUGAGCGCUCUCUCUCUCUCUCUCUCUCUCUCUCUCUCUCUCUCUCUCUCUCUCUCUCUCUCUCUCUCUCUCUCUCCACUCCCCCCUCUUUCUUCCCCACUCGGCUCCUCUCCCCCCUCACGCCCACAGCGUUUGGUGUUGAUUCGAGCGGGAAGAGGGGGGUGGGUGGGAUUGGAGGGGAGACCAUGACCUCCAGCUACGGGCACGUUCUGGAGCGGCAACCGGCGCUGGGCGGCCGCUUGGACAGCCCGGGCAACCUCGACACUCUGCAGGCGAAAAAGAACUUCUCCGUCAGUCACCUGCUAGACCUGGAGGAGGCCGGGGACAUGGUGGCGGCACAGGCGGACGAAAGUGUGGGCGAGGCAGGCCGGAGCCUCCUGGAGUCACCCGGACUGACCAGCGGCAGCGACACCCCUCAGCAGGACAAUGAUCAGUUGAACUCAGAGGAGAAGAAGAAGAGAAAGCAGCGGAGAAACAGGACAACUUUCAAUAGCAGCCAGCUGCAGGCCCUGGAGCGUGUCUUUGAGCGGACACAUUACCCAGAUGCUUUUGUGCGAGAAGACCUUGCACGUCGGGUGAACCUCACUGAGGCCAGAGUGCAGGUGUGGUUUCAGAACCGAAGAGCCAAGUUCCGCAGGAAUGAGCGAGCCAUGCUGGCCAAUAAAAAUGCUUCCCUCCUCAAAUCCUACUCAGGAGACGUGACUGCUGUGGAGCAGCCCAUCGUACCUCGCCCUGCUCCCAGACCCACCGAUUAUCUCUCCUGGGGGACAGCCUCUCCAUACAGCGCCAUGGCUACUUAUUCUGCCACAUGUGCCAACAAUAGCCCUGCACAGGGUAUCAACAUGGCCAACAGCAUUGCCAACCUGAGACUGAAGGCCAAGGAAUAUAGUUUACAGAGGAACCAAGUGCCAACAGUCAACUGAGGAAAAAAUAAUAAUUAAACAGGCCUAAGAAGAAAUCAAAAACCAUAAGACACCUAUCCUGUUCUGUCAUUUCUUCAUCCGCUGGAAAAAAAAAAAAAUAAGAGCAAAAUCAAACAAAGCCAGAACUAAAAUAUUGGGACCAUGGCGGAGAAAAGCAGGAGAGGAACAAAGUGAAAAUUAGUUAACAAUUGUUUCUUCUUCCUCUCGGAAACCAUCACCAGUCGCUUCUAUAUGUGUUUAUUUUAUUUCCUUCUGUCCAUGCUUUGCUAAGUAUACUCCAAGUUUCUUCAGUUAGGCUCAGCCCACCCAUUCCUAUAAUUGUAUGAGAAAAAAAAAACUGAAACAGCCAAAGAAACACAUAUACAUAUAUGUUUUUAUAUAUGUAUAUAUGUGAAAGAUCCCUUCUCAGUAACCUGUUUGACCUCAGUGCCUUAUUCUCUCUCCUUUCAAGUCUCUCUAGGAGAUUUUGAAAAUCCAAAGUCUUUCUGAAGAAUCUGUAUUAUUGUGUUCAUGUCUUUUGAUCAUGGUAAGGUUUUUUCUAUCAGCUACAGGACAAAGAAAUGCACACAUGUUCUGGUCACUGAUCUGUCUGAUCGGUGUGGUUGUCCAUGCCUGGUGAACUCUAAGCUCUAAAAUCUAGAUUAUAGUGUCACCAUCAACACCACUCCUCACCUGAUUCAAACAAUAAACCAUCCUAAGUUAAAGAUAUUUUGUUUUUGAACAGUUGCUGUUACGCAUUCUUUGGAAGAAGAAACAAUUUUGGCUUUAAAAAUGGAGAGAAUAUUUUUUUUUGUGGGAAAACAAAUAUUGAAUUGUGAAAGGCAUAGCCUAUAUCUCUUUAGUGCCUUAAGGGAUGGCCAGAUACACACUUCACAUAUAUUUUUUUAUAUAUUAUAUAUAAAGUAUUCAAAGCUUGAGUUUGCAGUUUCCCAAACACUAUAUAAAAGCAAACUUUACAUCAUCACUACUGCCCUUACCUUCACAAUAAUGAUACAUUAAUGUGGCAUCUUGCUGUUUUUCACACUCUAUACAAAAUUCUCAUUAAGGUCGGGGAGCAAUUAGCCAGGCAGCUGUUUGAGAACAGCUUUCAUUUUCACAUUAGGGCUCUAAUGAAAUUAAGAAUUACUUGAUACUAUAAAAAUGACCUUGAGUUUGAAGCCUGAGGUCAAGUAUAAAGUCUGUGUCAUCUGAUCUGUCACAGGAAACAUGCAGAAGUGUGUGUGUGCAGGG